Molecule: messenger RNA, 402 nt
Organism: Exserohilum turcica Et28A
Lineage: Eukaryota; Fungi; Ascomycota; Dothideomycetes; Pleosporales; Pleosporaceae
Exons: 1
Coding region: 1-402 (133 amino acids)
Source: RefSeq, a predicted model, not a curated record
AUGCCAUCGGUGGCAUUUGAGUUUUGGCCCGUCAAGUGCAUUUUCGUAGCGGCCGACGACUAUGCCCAAUGGAAUGGCCGUCUACAUGGUGCACUUGUGCUAGACGAUCCUGGAUCAAAACUCAUCUCCCAUGGUUAUGCCUGUCCUGCAACGGGUCACGAUGGGAUGGCCGCCGCCGUGCUUCGAGUAAGUUGGGCGCCGUUGAUCUCAAAUCCGUCUUACGCACUUCACCACGCGUCGAUCACUUACGUGCUUGGAAUCAUGUUAACUUCGAUGGGUGAUCCCCCAAGACCGCGCCACACUGCCGCCCAGAUCGUGCUAUCCUGUUUGGUCGCCGUGUGCGCAACGGAAACACAUUCGACAAUGCAGAUAAGAAAAGAACAUGACUGGGAACACAUAUGA